This is a messenger RNA of Asparagus officinalis (garden asparagus), 661 nucleotides long. Its product is annotated as sm-like protein LSM2. The transcript has 3 exons. The record is from RefSeq and is a predicted model, not a curated record. Gene Ontology annotation, cellular component: Lsm1-7-Pat1 complex; precatalytic spliceosome; catalytic step 2 spliceosome. Gene Ontology annotation, molecular function: RNA binding. Gene Ontology annotation, biological process: mRNA splicing, via spliceosome. Lineage: Eukaryota; Viridiplantae; Streptophyta; Magnoliopsida; Asparagales; Asparagaceae. Bases 107 to 388 code for a protein of 93 amino acids.
UAUAUUACUGCUUGAAACUCCGAAGUCUGAGCGCUCCUCGCCUUCUACAGUUCUACUCGCGUCUUGGCCCUCGAUCUCUCUCUCGAUCCCAAAUCAAAUCGAAAAUAUGCUGUUCUUCUCGUACUUCAAGGAGUUGGUGGGCAAAGAAGUGACAGUGGAGCUCAAGAACGAUCUAGCAAUCAGAGGGAUCCUUCACUCCGUCGAUCAGUACCUCAACAUCAAGCUCGAAAACACUAGGGUCGUCGAUCAGGACAAGUAUCCUCACAUGUUGUCCGUUAGAAACUGUUUCAUCAGGGGAUCUGUUGUCAGGUAUGUUCAGCUUCCACCUGAUGGAGUUGAUAUUGACAUACUUCAUGAUGCCACCAGAAGAGAAGCACGCGGUGGUUGAUUUGUUAUGUUUUUAGUUGCCUAGACUCUUUUGGUUGCCUUACAAACUGCUGUAUUGCUUGAAAAUUACUUGAUCCAGAUUACUGACAUAUGUCAAGUUGAAGAAACUGUGCACUUGGUGAUACUUCAGUUUCAUUAUUCUCAUCGCUAGUUUUUCUUCUUUCAUGGAAAAGGAAUUUAUUUUAAGAUGUGAUGUGAAACAUACUGCUGGAAAAACCUGAAUAUGAGGUUGGGUGGGUUUCAUUAAGGAAUAUGUUCAGUUUUUUAUUUGAAA